Molecule: messenger RNA, 1808 nt
Organism: Periconia digitata
Lineage: Eukaryota; Fungi; Ascomycota; Dothideomycetes; Pleosporales; Periconiaceae
Source: the annotation of a GenBank genome assembly
CUUGCUAUUGGGUUAUUCAUAAGUAUAAGAAGAGGAGGACCUACGAGCCUGAGUACCUAUCCAUCAGCCUUCCCAUACUACUCUUCCAACUUUCGUUCUCACUCAAUUUCAAUCAUCAAAGUCUGUCCCUACUAUCGUUUCGAACUUCGAUCGACUUUAUCAUCAUGUGCCAACACUUUCCCAUUGAGUCAGUGAACCACCUCGGCGGUGAGGAUGCCAUCAUGAGCGGACCUGUUCCCUCUCGGCGUUGCCCUUCCUGCCUCGAGAGAGGACAGACUGUUUGGGUGGCUUGUGGAAAGUGCUGUGCGCAGUGCGGCACCGCCGUGAACUGAGUGACUUGUGCAGUACAUUGUCUCACACAAAGCUUUCAUGGGAACAUAUACUGACACUGGCACAGAGGGUGGCUUCUUACCUCCUCCGAUGAUUGUGCGCCGCAAUUGGCAAUGAAUGAAAUAUAGAUCAUGGUUGGCUGUGGCAUUGUUGGGGGAUGUUGUGUGGGAAAAUGUCAACUUCAGUUUCGGCUCUUUGAUUGGAGUAUCUUCAUCUUGUAUAUUUGUUUUGUCCACGGGGAUAGAAAAAAAGCAUUGGGGUCAAUCUUCUCUCAACUUGCACAAACCACUUUUGUGCCGAAUCAACAAGUAUUAUGUUUAAUAUGUCGCACGAGUUGACGAUGUGUGAUGGAUGUACUUUGGUGUCAUGUUCCGAUUGACGGAUUGAUGACGAUCUUUGGGAGCAACCACCGCCAAGGCACUAGCCCCAAACCAUCCACCAACUGCGGUCUCCAAGCUCACAUCACAGCUUCAAGCCUCCAGCAAAACCCACAGUACACGAUGCAGUCGCUCCGCAGGACAGCAGUGACUGCAGCUCGCAGCGGGCGAACGACCCUCCCCCGUCAGCCGCGCAGAUUCACACACGAUGAACAUGCCCACGGCGGCCACGGCCACGGCCCCGAGCCCGUCAACGAAUCCAUGGGAAACGGUUUCUGGAUAACGAUCGGCGCUGUACCCGUGGGCUGGGCUAUAUAUGCCAUGUCGCGAUCGGACGAUCCCAACGCAGCUCCUCUUGUUACCCGUCUGAUUGACAAGUACACCGAAGCGCAGGAGAAAUGGACAGCCAGGAACGACCUCCACGUGCGGAUGAUCGAGCAAGCUGGCUCUGAGAGGGUCUUGUUCGUGAACUCUACGCCGCAGGAAUAUGUUCCCUUGAAAUUCCCGGAGAUCAUGACCGUCAGCUCCCCAUAUAACGUCCCGGCUAGCAGCCAUGUCAACCUAGACAAGGUCCUCGCGAAGUAUAGACAGGAAGCCAACGAGGACAAUGAACGCAAGUUGGAGGCGCUCCGGAAUGGCACUAUAAAGUCCGAACAGCCUUUCCAACGCUUCCCAGCACCCAGCACAGAGAACAGAAAGUGGCCCAACUGAGCACAGGGAAAACUGUUGAAGGUAGACUGUGUAAAUACUUAGGAAUUGAUAUCCGUUCUCUUUUGUUAUCGUCGCUUAGUAUCAUUAUUCCGAUGAAUAGCCGCUGCGUGUUUCAUUCCAAAGUGUCCCCAUCGACAUACAUGGUCAGAUGCAUGACUGCAAUCUGCCUGAUGUAUUUAUAUACAUGGCAACUGGCAGUAGCUGAGAGCAGGCAUAUUUUCCCUACUGUAGUGGUGGGUGGAUGAUCACGGUGGCUGUGAGGUAAGCUGCAGUGUGGUGCAGUGCUGACUGCCUGACUGCCUGACUGACUGGCGCAGUCCAUACAACCCAAAGUCCGGGUGCUCUGUGUACAUUGGGUGAAACCAGCAAGAUGUAGGCCAUCGGCCGAAU